Cucurbita maxima (winter squash) is the source of this 844-nucleotide messenger RNA. Its product is annotated as GPI-anchored protein LLG1-like. The transcript is spliced from 4 exons. The record is from RefSeq and is a predicted model, not a curated record. NCBI's taxonomy places the organism in Eukaryota, Viridiplantae, Streptophyta, Magnoliopsida, Cucurbitales, Cucurbitaceae. The coding region runs from base 105 to 617 and encodes 170 amino acids.
AUAAUACAAAAGCAUUUUGUGAGUGGAGAUUCAAUCCAACAGCCUGUACUCGCCUUCUCGUCGAAGAAGAAGAACAAUCUUCUCUCUCUAUCUCUCCCGCCGGAAUGACGGUCUCCGAUAGGUCCUUCUGCAACUUCUCAAUGCUUCUCCUCUUCUUCAUCUCACUGCUUUUCACUGCUUCUUCCUCCACUUCCAUUUCAGCGGAUGUCUUUGAAUCGAAGGCUUCAAUCGGUCGGGGCCUCCUACAAGCGAAAAAACCUUGUCCAGUGAACUUUGAAUUCUUGAACUACACCAUCAUCACAGGCAAGUGCAAGGGGCCUCAAUACCCUCCCAAACUCUGUUGUUCAGCUUUGACUGAAUUCGCUUGCCCUUAUUCGGAUGAUCUCAACGAUCCAACAAACGAUUGCGCUUCAACCAUGUUCAGUUACGUUAAUCUGUAUGGAAAAUACCCUCCUGGUCUCUUCUCUAGCGAAUGCAAGGGUGAUAAGAAUGGUCUGGCAUGCCCUGUGCUCCCCCCCUCCGCUUCAGCCGAUCAAAGUUGGGGUUCCAUAGCAAAUUUGCCAUCUCGCCUGCUGAUCUUCUCGCCUGGAUUUGUACUACUGCUGUGGCUAUUAUAACAAGGUUCAUUUUUCACCAUUCUUUCUUCUCAUUUGGAGACUUGGUGUAUCAUCAUCAUAAGCAAGUGCUAUGGGAAGUGGCGACCACUAAACUAAUGGAAGACUUACUUUUUCUUUGUGGAGAGGUCAGUCUCUUGCAUAGACAAUGUCUUACUUGACAAACUUUUGACAUGUAGGUUCAAGAGACGUAGUGUAAUUACGUGUACUCCAUUCGAGAUUUAAGCUAU